Messenger RNA from Python bivittatus (Burmese python), 691 nucleotides. It is a transcript of the gene TRAPPC5, whose product is annotated as trafficking protein particle complex subunit 5. The record is from RefSeq and is a predicted model, not a curated record. NCBI's taxonomy places the organism in Eukaryota, Metazoa, Chordata, Lepidosauria, Squamata, Pythonidae. Gene Ontology annotation, biological process: endoplasmic reticulum to Golgi vesicle-mediated transport. Gene Ontology annotation, cellular component: TRAPPII protein complex; TRAPPI protein complex; TRAPPIII protein complex.
UCCUUCUGCCAGCGGCCGGAAAGGAGUCGCGCAGCCGGAAGGGAAAAGGAGCUGCAGUCGAGCGAUUAUUUCGUACUUUGGUAGCACUAUGGAUGCGCGUUUUACUCGUGGAAAAUCUGCAAUCCUUGAACGUUCACUCACCCGACCCAAGACAGAUGUAAGCCUCAGUGCCUUUUCCCUGCUGUUUUCUGAGAUUGUGCAGUACUGCCAGAACAGGGUCUAUUCUGUUUCUGAGCUUCAGAACAAACUUUCUGAGCUAGGCCAGCAGGUGGGAGCCCGUAUCCUGGAUGUGCUGGUAAUGCGAGAGAAAAAUGGUAAGCGAGAAACCAAGGUCAUCAAUAUUCUGCUCUUCAUCAAGGUGACUGUGUGGAAGGCUCUCUUUGGGAAAGAAGCUGACAAGCUUGAGCAAGCCAAUGAUGAUGACAAGACCUACUAUAUUAUUGAGAAAGAGCCUCUUAUCAAUACUUACAUUUCAGUUCCCAAGGAGAACAGCACCCUCAACUGUGCCUCCUUCACUGCUGGCAUUGUGGAGGCCAUGCUCACUUGCAGUGGCUUCCCUGCUAAAGUCACAGCCCAUUGGCACAAAGGGACCACACUCAUGAUUAAAUUUGAUGAGUCAGUUAUAGCACGUGACAAAGCCCUGGAUGGUCGCUGACUGUAUUUUGUAUAAAUAAAUUUGAAUUGUCCUUGU